AUGGCCGAGGAUUCCACCGAAACGUCGAUCACGGCGGCUGAACCCACACCGACAGCCACGGCCUCGAUAGACCCUGAGCUAGCGGGUAAGCUACAGGAACCUUCUUUCGAGAUAAUCCAUACAAUCAAUAGCGCUGCGCCUCCUGUGGGGCUCCAACCCGGCCAGUCGCCGUAUCAAGCGUAUCAAGCGUAUCAAGCGCCAGCAUCCCCUCAGUCGUCAGUUGCAUCGGAUGAAGAGAUCACCAUCGACGACACAUUCGACGAAGAUGGCGAUUCUGCGUACGACAGCGGUUCUCUCCAGAGCGAUACCACGUCGCUGCUUUCGCACAUCACAAAGUAUCGAUACGAGAAUAACCGACGGUACCAUGCAUACAAAGACGGGGAGUAUUGGGGUCCAAACGACGAGCAGCAGAGUAACCAGCUCGAUAUUGCCCAUCACCUGUUCCUGUUGACAAUGGGCGGCAGGCUAUUCCUCGCGCCCAUUGGCGACAAUCCGCAAAAUGUCCUCGACAUCGGCACCGGCACUGGUAUCUGGGCCUUGGAUUUCGCAGAUCAGUACCCCUCCGCACGCGUGACUGGCUUCGACCUCUCGCCCAUACAGCCGCAGUGGGUGGCGCCGAACUUGCGCUUCGAGAUCAACGACGCCUGCGAUCCGGAUUGGGGUUACUCGAAGCAAUCCUUCGACUUCAUUCACGUCCGUGCUAUGUAUGGGAGUGUUGCACACUGGCCGGCAUUCUACCAGCAGGUUCUCGACAACCUUGCCCCUGGGGGGUGGUAUCAGCAGCUGGAGAUGUCCGUGGUUCUGAAGUCUGAUGAUGGCAGCGUCAGGGAAGGCAGCAUCUUUGACCAGUGGGGCAAGGUAUCACUUGAGGCUGGCGACAAGUUUGGGAAGGAUCUCAGGAUUCAUGAACAGAUCAAGGGCUAUGUUACAGAUGCCGGCUUCGUAGAUGUUGUCGAGACAGUCUACAGGUAUCCUGUCGGACCAUGGGCUAAAGACCCGUUCAUAAAGAGUGUCGGGGAAUGGAAUCGCAUACAUUGGCAGGAGGGUAUUGAGGGCUGGUCAAUGGCCUUGUUGACGAGAGUGCUAAACUGGUCGUAUACUGAAGUACAAGCAUACCUGGGGAAGAUGAGAGGGGCUCUGAAGGACAACAGCAUCCAUGCGUACCAUAUUGUGUAG
Molecule: messenger RNA, 1176 nt
Organism: Pseudogymnoascus destructans
Lineage: Eukaryota; Fungi; Ascomycota; Leotiomycetes; Thelebolales; Thelebolaceae
Exons: 3
Coding region: 1-1176 (391 amino acids)
Molecular function (GO): methyltransferase activity
Source: RefSeq, a predicted model, not a curated record